Papaver somniferum (opium poppy) is the source of this 840-nucleotide messenger RNA. RefSeq lists its product as uncharacterized. The coding region runs from base 1 to 840 and encodes 279 amino acids. The record is from RefSeq and is a predicted model, not a curated record. The transcript has 2 exons. NCBI's taxonomy places the organism in Eukaryota, Viridiplantae, Streptophyta, Magnoliopsida, Ranunculales, Papaveraceae.
AUGCCUAUGAAAAAGAUGGAAUUGACCGUGAGGAAGCUAAAGUUUAAAGAUUGGAUAAUUAUUCCAUUUAUAGGAAAAUCAGGGGGUCAAAUUAUUGCUUGGUUUGAUAAUUUAGAUGUCCAGUUAAUUGAAAUUCAGCAAAACAUAAUCACUGUAACUUGUAAGGUCAGGGGCAUAUUGUGUUACACCUCUUGUCUCUAUGGAGCAUUAAAUUCUCAACAAAAAUAUGAUCAAUGGGAAUAUAUACAGAGUUUAGGGGAUCUAAUUGUUCAUCCUUGGAUGAUAGUAGGUGACCUGAAUUUUGUACACAAUAGUGAAAAAGAAGGUGGAAAUGAUAUGAAAUCUAGUGCUAUUAUUGUCAUACAGAAUGUCAUUCAACAAAUAGGAUUUAUAGAUUUAAAGUUUACGAGUGAUCCGUUUACUUGGUCUAGUCAGAGGGAAGGGGAAGAUAACACUAGAGAAAGGAUUGAUAGAAGUCUGGACGGGAAUAAAAAUGUGUUCAAAAACAUUUUCAAAAAUAAGGAAAUGGUUUUGAAGCGAAUUGAUAAAGAGAAUGCUAAACUUGGUCAUUUAAUCUCUAGGAAAAAAUUGAAAGUUUUUGAGGAGGAAUUGGAAACUUGGAGUAAGAUUGAAAACAUCUAUUGGCUGGAGAAUAGUAGAGAUAAAUUCUUCAAAGAGCAUGAUGGAUAUACAAAAUACUUCCAUGUUGUGGCAUCUAAUAGGAAAAGACACUAUAAUAUACAUUCGUUAAGAGACAUUACUGGUCUUUGGUUAGAAGAUAAGGAUCAAUUAGAUGCUCUUCUGAAAAAUCAUUUUCAGGGCAUUAGUUCUUCGGAAUGA